Messenger RNA from Cherax quadricarinatus, 1651 nucleotides. The record is from RefSeq and is a predicted model, not a curated record. Lineage: Eukaryota; Metazoa; Arthropoda; Malacostraca; Decapoda; Parastacidae.
AUGAUCACGAAGGUUAUUUUCCAAAACAAUAUAGAACAAACUAAUGUUCUGCAGCAUUCUGCAUCUCUUGGAACCUCCUUAAAAUUAGGAGUAAUAUUAUACCUAAAAAUAUUUUGGUGGAGAGGGAAUCUACAGCUGACUAGACUUUUGUAUUCAACAGUUGGCCUGCCCAGCUCUGUGCUACAGCAGGUGAAUGUGACGGUGUUCAAGUCUGAAGAAUGUGACAAGAGCUAUAGCACUCUUCUGGAGUACUCUGACACCUGGCCUCUGGGCAUUGGGGAGGAGACAGUGUGUGCAGGAGACCGUAAUGGAGGCAGAGAUUCCUGUCAGGGCGACUCUGGUGGGCCUAUCGUAUACAGUAACUCAACCAGACGCUACAUCUUGGCCGGCAUAGUGUCACGCGGGUAUGGCUGUGGUCUUCUGGAUUACCCUGGUCUCUAUGUCAACAUUCGUCAUCCAUUAUACCUCGCUUGGAUCAAGAAUGUUGCCUUCUAGAGACAGCAGCCCUCAUUUGAAGAUGAAGAAACUAUUCACCCGGAGCUUUUUCUUUAGACAAUGCUGAAAUAAACAGCAAUAGCAAAUAAGCAUUAAAUUAAUGCCUAUCUUUAUAAAAAUAUUAUAUAUUUUGUUUAUACACCUACCAUCCGACUUACGACCACUCGACUUACGACCGUGUUUUUUAUGCCAAAUUUCUGGGAAAUAAACAACUAUUUGUGUUGUACACUGUUAUAUCUUGGAAAUUGGUCAUCCUGUGUUACUUAACUAUUGUAAGAGAAUAUGAUCAUCACUUAACCCUUUGACUGUCGCAACCCCCAAUCCUGAGGUGUCUCCUGGUGUCGCAAAAUUUAAAAAAAAAAAAAAAUUAUUUUUUCUUAUGAAAUGAUAGAGAAUCUUUUCCCGAUUGUAAUGACACCAAAAAAAACGAAAUUUGAUGGAAAACUGACGGAAUUAUACUCUCGCGACGUUAGCGACCUCGGCGCUGUUUACAAAUCGGCGAUUUCGCCCACUUUGAGCCCUAUUUUUGGCUAAUUCCAUUGUUCUAGUCGCCCAAACUCAUAGCUAUUUCUUUAGAACUUGAUUUUUUCUAUCGAUUGAGUACAAGAAACUGCCCAUUUACUGAUUUCAACUACCUAAUAAUGUGGUCAGAAAUUUGCAAUUUGGCCAAUUUCACGAAAACUAAAAAAUAUGACAAUUUCAAAAUAAGGUCCAGAAUGAACAAUGCAGACAUUCCAGGCUCUAAAAUAACGUUUUCUUUGUUCAUCAGUCACGUCUCCAGGACCCUCUGAUAUUACUCUUGCUUUCUAUUUUGAAUUUUUAUUCAAACAAAAAAUAUUAGACUUACUAUUAUGCAGACUACUGCAAUGCUGUAAUAACUGUAUAAAUAACAUCAACCCAUUCAUGACUGCAUAUUAGAAUGGCUAGUUGGACAUUUAUUGGACAAUGGCAUCAUUUGUUUACUUCUGAACAUUGGCAAAAAUCAAACAUUUCCCCUACUUUGAGCUCCAUUUCUAGGUUCUUUUUAUAGUAAAAUCAAUCAAAAACAUCUCUAUUUCUGUAAUAUGUUUUACACUCUAUCAAAUGAGACCAACAAAACGAGAAUACAACCAUAAAUACUAUACGAAAAUAGACCACAAAGUCGGCAUUUUAAUUA